This is a messenger RNA of Cutaneotrichosporon cavernicola, 264 nucleotides long. RefSeq lists its product as uncharacterized. The coding region runs from base 1 to 264 and encodes 87 amino acids. The transcript is spliced from 2 exons. The record is from RefSeq and is a predicted model, not a curated record. NCBI's taxonomy places the organism in Eukaryota, Fungi, Basidiomycota, Tremellomycetes, Trichosporonales, Trichosporonaceae.
AUGCGCGCAGCCCUCCUCAUCCUCGCCGCCACGGCCGCCUUUGCGACUCCCAACCCCGUCGAGCGCCGCGACCCCGCCCCAUCAGACGUGACCCAGAACUUCAAGGGCGGUAGUGGUGGUGGUGGUGGUGGUGGCAGCUCGGGAAGCAGCGACUCCGGCGGCGGCGGUGUCUCCGUCCACGUUCCCGGGGGCAGUGGCGCUGGUGCGCUAGCCCCGGCCGUCGGCGCCGCGGCUGUGGUCGCGGCCGUUGUUGCCAUGGUCUAA